GACAAAUUACGGGCCGAGGCGGGUAGCACUAUAAACCAAAAAGGAGCCAAGAACAUAAAAGAGAGCCGGAAAUACGUGAAAGCAGAAGCGUCCAAUUAGUACCGCCCAUUUCAAAAAAAGUUGCAGAGCCGAAGCGAGCGAGAGAGAGAGAGAUUGGUUCAUAUUCUUCAAUUCAAACCCCUAACUCUAUAACAAUGCUGCACGAGAUUCUGCUUGCACUUUUGGGCUACACUGGUGAUCUCAUUAUCGACCAGAGAGAACACUACAAUUCUCUCGGCAUCCCCCUACCUCCCGACGCUCCCGUCGCCGAUGAGCCUACUUUCAAGCUCGCUCCCGACAUUUCCUUCCUCGAACCCAGUGAAAGGGAUCUGAUUGAGAGGAUCGUCACUUUAGGGUUUUAUUACAGGGAGCUAGACCGAUUUUCGACCAAGUCUCGGAAUUUGAGUUGGAUAAGAUCGGCGAAUGUGAAUCCUUUGGUGACAAUUUCUGAAUUGUCCAAAGCAAAAACUGGGAGACAGAGUGUGUAUCGUAGAGCCAUUGCUAAUGGUAUAGUUGAGAUUCUGUCAGUAUAUAGGUCUGCUGUUCUCCACAGUGAGCAGAAAUUGCUGUCCGAAACUGUUCCCAUUUUGGCAACAGUUACCCAGGGACUCAAUAAGUUUUUUGUUCUUUUGCCACCUCUCCAUGAGCUUAUUCUAGAGAUUGAGCGAGAUGAUAUUCGUGGUGGUCAACUUCUUAACCUAUUGCACAAACGAUGCCACUGUGGAGUUCCGGAAUUGCAGACGUGCAUUCAAAGGCUUCUUUGGCAUGGACAUCAGGUUAUGUAUAAUCAGCUCGCUUCGUGGGUGGUUUAUGGGACUCUUCAAGAUCAGUAUGGGGAAUUUUUUAUCAGGAGGCAGGAAGACAGAGACAUAGAUCAUAGUUCAUCUCAUUCAGACAUAUCAGAAAAGUUGUCACGAUUAUCAACUGAUGAUACAUCUCUAACAGAUUGGCACCUGGGUUUUCAUAUAUUUUUGGAUAUGCUACCAGAAUACAUUCAUAUGCGUGUUGCAGAAUCAAUUUUGUUUGCGGGUAAAGCUAUCAGGGUUCUUCGCAACCCAAGUCAUGCCUUUCGGUUUCAGGAUGCUGUAUAUCAUCAGCAAAUGCCAAGGGGCACUCAGAAAUUUCAUGGCUUUACAGGACGGUUUCCUUUCCAGAAGGAGCCUUUUGUUGAUCAAGAAAAGAUUGGAGAAGAACUGCUUCCACAGUCUGAGGCGGAUAAGAUUGAAAAGAUGCUUUCAGAUCUAAAGGAAUCAUCAGAAUUUCACAAAAGAUCAUUUGAAUAUGCUGUUGAUUCCAUUCGGGCAAUUGCAGCCAGUCAUCUUUGGCAGCUUGUAGUUGUACGAGCUGACCUGAAUGGCCAUCUGAAGGCCCUAAAAGAUUAUUUUCUUUUGGCCAAAGGAGAUUUCUUUCAGUUAUUUCUCGAAGAGAGUCGCCAGUUGAUGCGUCUACCUCCUCGCCAGUCAACUGCUGAAGCUGAUCUCGUGAUUCCUUUUCAGCUGGCAGCAAUAAAAACUAUUGGUGAAGAAGACAAAUACUUCUCCCGAGUAUCUUUGAGGAUGCCCUUGUUUGGAAUGACUGUUAAAUCCUCCCAAGGAGAUUUACCAAAGGAUGGGAACUUAGGUGGUACUUCAGAAACAACACUUGAUGGCUGGGAUGGGAUUGCUCUUGAGUACAAGGUUGAUUGGCCGCUACAGUUGUUCUUCACCCAAGAAGUGCUAUCCAAAUACAGCAGGGUCUUCCAAUAUUUGCUGCGGCUGAAGCGAACACAAAUGGAAUUGGAGAAAUCAUGGGCUUCUGCAAUGCACCAAGAUCACACAGAUUUUGCCAAACACCGCAAUGACCGCAGAAAUUGCUCAGUAUCUCAACAGCGACGGCAGCGAUUUAGACCAAUGUGGCGCAUUAGAGAACAUAUGGCAUUCCUGAUUAGAAAUCUUCAAUUUUACAUACAGGUGGAUGUGAUAGAAUCUCAGUGGAAUGUUCUUCAAGCUCACAUUCAAGAUUCUCAUGACUUUACUGAACUAGUGGGAUUUCAUCAAGAGUAUUUGUCGGCUUUAAUUUCACAAUCUUUCCUGGAUAUUGGUUCUUUAUCAAGAAUACUGGACAGUAUAAUGAAACUUUGUCUUCGGUUCUGUGGGAGCAUUGACAACCAAGAAAGCAUUGCAAAUACAUCUGAACUAGAACAUAUAACGGAGGAAUUUAACAAGAAAUCGAACUCGUUAUACACAAUAUUGCGCAGUAGUAGGCUAGUUGGGAGUCAGAGAGCCCCAUUUCUGCGGCGUUUUCUUAUGCGUUUGAACUUCAAUUCAUUCUUUGAGGCAACUGCCAGAGGUGUACUGAAUGUUGUCAGACCUCGUCCAGCUGUUUCAGUUUUGAAUCAGCAGUAGCGUCAUUUCAUGCCUCGAUAUAUUUGCAAGACCAUGCCAUGUAAAUAGAGUAGUGUUAUUGAAGAGGUUACAAAAGACUACUUGAUUCUCUAGUAUGAAUGCAAUUUCAUAGUCGUCCCAUAUGAAAGUUGGGUGGUGUGAGUAGAAAACGUGCUUACUGUUCUUCUGAUGAUGUUGAUGAAGCAUUUUCCAUAGCUAGCUUGUUAAAGGUGAAGUAAUCAUUCUAUAUUUGUUCUCGUAGUUAGUGUACCCAUGCAUAUUUCGGUUUUAUCUUCAGUUUGUGACUGGAUCCUAGGUGAGUCUUCAAGUGAUCUUGUACCUGGAAGAUUGCUGGUGAAGUUUCUCUUCCCACUGUAAAAAAAAUGUAGGUAGAUGUUUUUGCAUUUUCAUCAUGUUUGUUGGUAGCUUUGUGUUAUAUUUACAAGGUACUGCUUCUCUUUCUGAUGUGUGAAAUAUUAUAAAGAAAAACGACAGUGUUCCUACCA
This is a messenger RNA of Humulus lupulus (European hop), 2908 nucleotides long. RefSeq names its product gamma-tubulin complex component 4. The record is from RefSeq and is a predicted model, not a curated record. Gene Ontology annotation, biological process: microtubule nucleation; cytoplasmic microtubule organization; meiotic cell cycle. The coding region runs from base 195 to 2423 and encodes 742 amino acids. The transcript is spliced from 16 exons. Lineage: Eukaryota; Viridiplantae; Streptophyta; Magnoliopsida; Rosales; Cannabaceae. Gene Ontology annotation, molecular function: gamma-tubulin binding; microtubule minus-end binding. Gene Ontology annotation, cellular component: centrosome; spindle pole; gamma-tubulin complex.